CACUAAACGGGAUCCGGCCAAGCGCAGUCACCAUGCCAGCUGAACAGUUCGUCUUGGUCAAUUUUCCGUCUCUCUUCUCUUGCCUUUUCGACUGUCUUCCUGUCUUGUCUGGUUUCUCUCUGUCUGACUGGCAAGUUACAAUACGCGCACACACCAAUCAACCACCUAUCAAAAUAACUAAGCUGAUCGUUUCCAGCUCCAAUCCCCCCCUCGCUCCCCCAAAAUCCGCAAUACUUGCCAACGCAGUAAGGGGGAGGGGAGAGGAAGUUGACCAACAAAUCACACUAGCGAAGAAGAGCGAGAGGAGGGGCGGGGAGGUUUUUGGCGGGUUUUACCCCCUCCAUGCAUGUAUGCAUGCAUGCAUGCGUUGCCAACACAUCAAGAAAUGGAUCUCUCUCUUUUGCCCCCCUCAUCAUUCCCCCCACCUAUCUAGCCUUAGAUAUGCUGUUCAUGCUUGGAUCCUUCACUUCUCGUGAGCUCGUUCGCUCGGGACUUGGUUUCAGUGAGGGGAGUACACGGAGAUAUCUUGGUUUUGAGGGCGCAGAAGAGAGCAGCAGGCUGG
Aspergillus uvarum CBS 121591 is the source of this 562-nucleotide messenger RNA. RefSeq lists its product as uncharacterized. The record is from RefSeq and is a predicted model, not a curated record. The coding region runs from base 33 to 476 and encodes 147 amino acids. Lineage: Eukaryota; Fungi; Ascomycota; Eurotiomycetes; Eurotiales; Aspergillaceae. The transcript has a single exon.